AUGAGCAAUAACGUCCACCACACCAACGACUCCGAGGCCGAGGCUGCCGCCCUCCAAGCCGAAUUAGAGCAGGUCACCCAACGCAUGGCGGAAUUGCGAGAGCAGGCCGCCCGAGCGCCUGGAGCAGGAGCGUCGGCGAAUGGAGGAACUGCAGAGAAACUCGCCAAGCUUUUCUGGAAAUUCAUCAAAGACCGAGGCUUGAUGGGACCGCUUCAAACACUGCAGGAGCGGUUGCUUAGCGCAGAGUCCAUCGAGGAUGCCUGUGAUCUCAUUGAAUCGUACCUUGGUUUCCCGUUCGCGACCCUCCUCACUUCCGCUGCGAUCGCUACACUCCCCGUUUCACAUCCCCUCUCCACCGCACCAACCCUCACCAUGGCUCGUCCCACCCCUUGUAAGCGUACUCGUUUUGAACGGGUCCUGUCCGACGAGGUGACCAGCGUAGAGUCAGAGUCGGAAGGCACGGAGUUUGUUCCGGAAACCUCCCCCGAACCGGUGUCACCAACUCGCCGGACCACCAGGUCGACGGCCCCCGUGACCUCGCCAUCUGCCAGCAGGGAAAGCGAGCUUGGGGGGUCAACCUAUACCCCCAGUGAGGAUGACGAGGCCGAGGAGACGGAGGAGGAGGAGAUCUCCGGCAUGGAGACAGAGGAGGCCAGCUCGCAUGGGGAGACGGAGAGCGGCGACAUCACUCAAGGAGAGGAGGGGGCGUGGGGUGCUGACGAUGCGCUGUUCCCGUCGUCUAUACGGCAGGCCUUCCAGAAUAGGGUUGUCGAGGGGACAGUAAAUGCAGCCGGCUUUGAUCAGAUGGAAAGGGACGAGCCUGCAACCGCACGUCGAGGACAGGGUUUACCACAUAUGGAGUGGAUCAUCACGACGCCGGCUACUCAGCUAGUCGAUGAGGCACUAGCGGCUGACAACCAGUCGAUACGCGAAAGUAUGGCGAACGGUGGCAAGAAAGAGCGGGGACGGCAAAGACGGCAAGAAGAAGCAGACAGCCCGCAAGACUCUGAAGCCGAGCUUUCCUCCAGCUGUACCACCGCCGGGACCCUCGAAACCAACUACGCGCUCGACGCGCGCAUCCUCCGCUGCAGCCGCGAGUGA
Molecule: messenger RNA, 1101 nt
Organism: Fimicolochytrium jonesii
Lineage: Eukaryota; Fungi; Chytridiomycota; Chytridiomycetes; Spizellomycetales; Powellomycetaceae
Exons: 6
Coding region: 1-1101 (366 amino acids)
Source: RefSeq, a predicted model, not a curated record